Messenger RNA from Apaloderma vittatum (bar-tailed trogon), 3651 nucleotides. RefSeq names its product dermatan sulfate epimerase-like (gene DSEL). The transcript has a single exon. The record is from RefSeq and is a predicted model, not a curated record. Bases 1 to 3651 code for a protein of 1216 amino acids. Lineage: Eukaryota; Metazoa; Chordata; Aves; Trogoniformes; Trogonidae. Gene Ontology annotation, molecular function: chondroitin-glucuronate 5-epimerase activity; sulfotransferase activity.
AUGGCUUUGAUGUUCACGGGGCAUACUUUAUUUCUAGCAUUAAUGAUGUUUGCUGUCUUCACUUUUGAAGAAUCUGUGAGCAAUUACUCUGAUUGGGUGACUUUCAUAGAAAAUGUAGAUCAAUACGAAAAACAGCAACUUGAAGGUCUUAGUGCUGAGCAGAAGCUGAAAAAAACCAUUCUUCAUCCAAGCUUGUAUUUCGACGCUGAAGAUGUUCAGGUACUGAGGCAGAAGGCUCAUACAAGCCAUUCUCAUCUAUUUAGAGCCAUCAGGAGCGCAGUGACAGUUAUGCUAUCCAACCCAUUAUACUACCUACCUCCACCCAAGCAUGCUGAUUUUUCUGCAAAGUGGAAUGAGAUUUAUGGUAACAAUCUGCCACCUCUAGCGUUCUAUUGUUUGCUGUGCCCCGAAGAUAAAGUUGCAUUUGAUUUUGCCCUGGAGUAUAUGGAUAGAAUGGCUGGCUACAAAAACUGGUUGGUUGAGAAUGCACCUGGAGAUGAAGUGCCACUUGGUCACUCCCUAACAGGUUUUGCCACUGCUUUUGACUUUCUGUAUAAUUCACUGGAAAAUGAGAGACGGCAAAAAUAUCUGGAGAAAAUAUGGUCUGUAAGCGAGGAAAUGUAUGAGUACUCGAAGGUUCGUUCCUGGGGAAAGCAGCUUCUUCAUAAUCACCAAGCUACUAAUAUGCUUGCUUUGCUUAUUGGGGCUUUAGUUGCAGGAGUGGACAAAGGAUCACAGGCAAAUAUUUGGAAACAUGCUGUUGUUGAUGUCAUGGAGAAAACAAUGUUUCUGCUCAAUCAUAUUGUAGAUGGGUCUCUGGAUGAGGGAGUAGCUUAUGGGAGUUACACAGCCAAAUCAGUAACCCAGUACGUUUUCUUGGCCCAGCGCCACUUUGGUAUUAACAACUUGGAGAAUAACUGGCUCAAAAUGCACUUUUGGUUUUACUAUGCCACCCUAUUGCCAGGCUUUCAGAGGACUGUGGGCAUAGCAGAUUCUAAUUACAACUGGUUUUAUGGUCCUGAGAGCCAACUGGUUUUCUUGGAUAAGUUUAUCCUGAAGAAUGGAGCUGGCAACUGGUUGGCACAGCAGAUUAGAAAACAUAGACCCAAGGACGGGCCAAUGGUGCCAUCCACUGCACAGAGGUGGAGCACACUACACACUGAAUUUAUAUGGUACGCUGCCGAAAUCACACCUCAGCCACCUCCUGACUAUGGUUCUGCUAAAAUGCAUGUGUUUCCUAACUGGGGAGUUGUUACUUAUGGGGCUGGUUUGCCAAACAGUCAGACAAACACCUUUGUGUCCUUUAAGUCUGGAAAACUUGGUGGACGUGCUGUCUAUGAUAUUGUUCACUUUCAACCAUAUGCCUGGAUUGACGAGUGGAGGAGUUUCAAUCCAGGACAUGAACAUCCUGAUCAGAACUCUUUUACAUUUGCUCCCAAUGGCCAGGUGUUUGUAUCUGAGGCUCUUUAUGGACCUAAACUCAGCCACCUGAACAAUGUCUUGGUCUUUGCUCCAUCUCCUACAAGCCAGUGCAACCAGCCUUGGGAGGGACAGCUUGGUGAGUGUGCCCAGUGGCUGAAGUGGAUUGGUGAAGAGGUUGGAGACUCAGCUGGAGAAAUUGUAACAGCCUCCCAGGCUGGAGACAUGAUGUUUGUAAGUGGUGAGGCGGUAUCUGCUUACACGUCAGCAAUGAAACUGAAAAGCGUGUAUCGCAUUUUGCUGCUCUUAAAUUCUCAGACAUUGUUAGUCGUAGACCACAUCGAGAAGGAGGAAGACUCUCCUGUUAAUUCUGUCAGUGCCUUUUUUCAUAAUCUUGACAUUGAUUUUAAAUACAUACCCUAUAAAUUUAAGAACAAAUACAAUGGAGCUAUGAUGGAUGUGUGGGAUGCCCACUACAAGAUGUUUUGGUUUGAUCAUCAUGGGAGUAGUCCUGUUGCUAGGAUACAGGAGGCAGAACAAGCUGCUGAAUUCAAAAAACGAUGGACUCAGUUUGUAAAUGUUACCUUUCCAAUGAAAAACAUGCUUACAAGGAUUGUUUACCUUUUCUAUGGCCCCUAUGUCAAUGUUUCCAACUGUAGACUCAUAGAUAAUGCAAAAUCUGGAUUUCAGAUUUCCCUUAGUGUCAACAACACUGAAAAUACCAUCUCUGUUGUGACUGAAUAUCAGAAUUUAAAGACAAGGUUCGAUUACUUGGGAUUUGGUGGUUUUGCCAAAGUAGUUCAUGAAAACAGUGUGACCAAGUUUGGUCUAGGUACUGAAUCUGUGAAAAAACAGAUAAAAAAUAACAAGGUGGUUUUCCCGUUUGGAUUCAAAGUGAACAUAGUUGCAGGGUUAAUUUUGGGUGUUAGUUUGGUCAUACUGGCUUUUCAGUGGCGGUUUUACAUAUCCUUUGGUAAAAUGUUGCGCUGGAUCCUGAUACUGGUUGUCACACUGUGGCUUAUUGAAUUGGUGGAUGUGUGGAGCACGUGUACUCGGCCCAUCUGUGCAAAAUGGGGCAGUGACAUGACAAAGCUAGAACAUGAUAAAGGCAAUAAAGCCAAACAAUUAGAAGGAAACCCUGUUGCUUUGCCAGAUGUUAUCAUUACUUCACUUCCCGCUUCUGGUGCAGAAAUUUUAAAACAGCUGUUUUUCAAUAGCAGUGACUUCUUAUACAUCAGGAUACCUACACCCUAUCUCGAAAUUCCUGAGACUGAAUUUGGAAUUGAUUCCUUUGUAGAUCCAUGUGAAUGGAAAGUUUCUGAUGUCCAGAGUGGUCAUUUUCAUCUUAUCCAAGGGUGGCUCCAGUCUCUAGUUCGAGGCACAAAGUUACAUUUACAAAACAUACAUUUAUAUGAAGCCAGCAGAAGUAAAAUUGCUCAGCGUUCCACCAUAAACAAAGACAAAAAGAAAAGAUCCAAAAAGAGAGAAUCUCUGUCAGAGCAAAGAAGCAGAGCAAGAGGCAGUCAAGAUAAAGAUGCUGAAUAUAUUAGGGAACUGAGAAGACAUCUUAUUUAUUAUCCUAGUGCACGACCUGUGCUUAGUUUAAGUAGUGGAAGCUGGACGUUAAAGCUUCCCUUCUUUCAGGAAAUCCUAGGACCGUCAAUGAGAGCGUUAUAUGUAGUAAGGGAUCCACGGGCAUGGGUCUAUUCAAUGUUGUACAAAAAUAAGCCAAGCCUUUACUCCUUGAAAAAUGUUCCACAGCACUUGGCUGCAAUGUUUAAAGGAGACAAUGGUAAAGGAAGAUGUAGUUUAAAUGAAGGCUAUGCCUUUGAAUAUGAAUCAUUAAGAAAAGAACUUUCAAAUUCUAACUCAAACGCUGUUUCUGUGUUGUCCUAUUUAUGGCUAGCAAACACAGCAGCAGCACUGAGAAUUAAUGGGGACUUGCUACCAACAAAUUACCAUCUCGUCAAGUUUGAAGAUAUUGUGAGCUUUCCUCAGAAGACUGCUGAAACAAUUUUUGCCUUUCUUGGUAUUCCUCUUCCUCCUGCUAGCUUAAACCAAAUAUUAUUUGCCACCUCCACCAAUCUUUUCUAUCUUCCUUAUGAAGGGGAGAUUUCACCAAGUAGCAUUCAUGCCUGGAAACAGAACUUGCCCAGUGAAGAGAUUAGACAGAUUGAAGAUAUUUGUUGUUCUCUAAUGGACCACUUAGGUUACCCGAAGUUUAUAGAAUAA